Numida meleagris (helmeted guineafowl) is the source of this 4592-nucleotide messenger RNA. RefSeq names its product calcium binding protein 1 (gene CABP1). Bases 46 to 1122 code for a protein of 358 amino acids. The transcript has 6 exons. NCBI's taxonomy places the organism in Eukaryota, Metazoa, Chordata, Aves, Galliformes, Numididae. Gene Ontology annotation, molecular function: calcium ion binding. The record is from RefSeq and is a predicted model, not a curated record.
GGCAGCGCUCCGCCCGGCCGGGGAUGCGGCUCUAGCGGCCCCGCGAUGAGCGGCUCCUCCAUGGCGAAGAGCGAGUCCCGCACUUCGCUGCUGAAGGCGGCGGGGAGCAGGAGGGCGGCGGGCGCCCAGCCCCAACCGCAGCCCCAGCCCCGCGGCGGCCGUGCCCGGGACGGCAGAGGACGAGGCGGGCAGGCGGGCGGGGAGUCGAGCCAGGAGUCGCUCCCCGGGGAGCCCAGUGCCCGCAGGCCGCUCUGCCACCCGGGCGCCCGCGAGGACGGAGCGAGGGGCGCGGGGAAGCUGUCACAUGGACGGGGGGAGAGCCAGCCGGAGCCCGCGGAAGGAGGUCCGAGGAGAGGAGGCAGCGGCAAGGAAGCGGCGCGGCCAGCCCGGCACCACCACCAUCCCCCGCCGCACGGCAGCCACGGUCACCCCCAGGACCAGCAGCAGCUCUCAGACAGGGAUGGGGAGGAGGCGGAGGAGGACUUUUUCCUCAGUCACAGGCAGAGGUCCAGCAGAGAGUCCCUGAAGCUCUCAGAGGGCGCCUCGCCUCUGUCCAAAUCCAGCAGCAAGUACUCCACCAAGUCCAGCGGCAGCGAGCGGUCGGUGGAAGCGGACCCCCUUUUCCACCAGCUGCACCCCAUGCUCAGCUCGGUCUUCGGCCAGGAUAGAGAACUGCGUCCAGAAGAAAUUGAAGAAUUAAGAGAAGCCUUUAAGGAGUUUGAUAAAGACAAGGAUGGGUUUAUUAACUGCAGGGACCUGGGGAACUGCAUGCGAACCAUGGGUUACAUGCCUACAGAGAUGGAGCUCAUAGAACUCUCCCAGCAGAUCAACAUGAACUUGGGCGGCCAUGUGGAUUUUGAAGAUUUUGUUGAGCUGAUGGGACCAAAGCUGCUGGCAGAAACUGCAGACAUGAUUGGUGUAAAAGAGCUCCGUGAUGCCUUCAGAGAGUUUGACACUAACGGUGAUGGGGAGAUCAGCACCAGUGAGCUGCGAGAAGCCAUGAAGAAGCUCCUAGGGCAGCAGGUGGGUCAUCGGGACAUUGAAGAGAUCAUCCGGGACGUGGAUCUGAAUGGAGAUGGGCGUGUUGACUUUGAAGAGUUUGUUCGCAUGAUGUCCCGUUGAAGAUUAUCCUCAGCUAAAGAAAAAUCAGCACCUUAGAGAGGGCAGAAGAGGACCUAGAUGGAGCAUCUAGCCCCGAUGUUCCCACAGGAAGGUUUAUCGGCUGGCUGCAAAUGGGACAUUGCAAGAUGACCUGCUGCUCCUCCCUCACGGUGGUCCCCAUGCCCCUCCACCCUUUCACACUGUGAAAGACUUACGACUUCCUAUAACUGGAACCAUUCCUUUGAGAUGAUUGCAGGAAACUGCAGAGCCAGGACUUGCCAUGAUGCUUUCAUGGGUUAUUUGCAACUUUAAACUCCUCCUCCCCAGCUUUAUUCUCCCACCAGCUGCUGCAAAGCAAGAGCAGGAUAAACCCUCUUGGCUUGGUGGACGAGAGCAAAGCCAUUGGAACUGGUGGCAGCCUCAGGGCGUGCUCUGCACUUCUUGGUUUCCCUUGGUGAACCCUGUCUGUGUUUGCUGUCUACGUGUGUGUGUCUAUCUGUGUGGAGUUAUUUAUGCUUCCUCGGCACAAAGUUGCAUCUCCCGUGGUUAUGUUUACCAGAAGUAAAUUCAAAUACAUGUCUUGUGGGGGGAAAGCGAUAAAUAUGCACGCUGAAAUGAUGUGGAGCCUGGAUGUCCGUGUGAGAGGCAGCGGUGGGGCUGGGGGGGAAGGGCUGCGGCAGAUACACACUCUGGCAUCUGCACCAGGGUGCGGGGGCCAGUCCUGGCUGCGGGACAGGGAGGCCCUGCCAGCCACAAAGCCUGAAGCUGGGCUCUGCCCUCCCUGCUGCUGGCUCCCCCCCCUCCACCCCCCCCCCCCGCAAAGGGGCAAGUGAGAGCUCCUCGGGGUGAGGAGCAACGGGAGAAAUGGCACCAGGUGAGGCAGCCACAUCUAGCCUCCCAUUUGUGGACCAUUUCAAACCUGUCAGCGUAUGCACAGUGAGGGGCUGCGCUGUGGGGCCUGUGUUGUAACUGCUGGUGCUGAGGAUUGGCCAGGAACCCUGUGAACUCCUUGUGUGGCAAGGCCCCACUCUCUGGCUUGAUCACACUUAAGAACGCUGCACGUAUCCAUAGCAGUGACCAUGCAGCAGCUUCCCUGCCUGCUGCAUCCAGACACACCAGUCCUCAUCCUCCUCUUUUCCCCAAGCUCCUCACAACCUCCCACUCCUUUUUCCUACCCUGCAGGACUUGCAGUUGUCCCUUUUCUCUACGCAGAGGCUCUGUCACGAGCUACCAGGACUAAUUUCUGCUUGGCUUCAAAAGGCAUCAUGAUUGCUGUAGGCUGCUCAGUGUAACUGGGGGCUGCUUUUCCCCGUUGCCUGCUUCCUCCAAGUUGGAGAUUAGGGACUGAUACCCUUCUGCUUUCUUCAUCUCAGGUCUCUCCCUUCCCAAGCCCCCUCUCAAAUUAUCAGGGUCUACAAAUCCACAUCCCAAAGGGGGAUUUUCUGUUCUGCUUUCCUGUUGCUGUGCCAACAAGCAUAGCUGCGGCAACGACUGAUAUCCCAGCAAUGAAGAACUGUGUUUCUCCUUGUAUGUGUGCAUAACAGCGUUUGUACAGGCGCAUGCACUGGCAAAGGUUUGUGUGUGUGCAUGCGCAAAAGCAGGGAAUACAAGUAGGUACCUGGCAGUGCAGCAAACAAGUUUAUUUGCAAGUGGGUGUAUGCAGACCCUGUGCCUGUUUAUCUGUGUAGCUGGUCACCUUAGAAAUGUGUGUCUGAGCUGAGAAAGUGGAAAAUAUGUAGCUACAGGCUUCCAUAUUUAUUGGUACAGCAGCUGUAUUGUGCUUAAGGGAGGAUAAGGGUGAUAGACUGAGCAGAGUCCAGAGUCCUGGUGUGCUGUGUGUGUGCUUAGGGCAAUACUGCAGAGGAGUCAGACCCGUUCAGGCUUGUGUCAGCAUGCAGACGUGCUUUACUUACAUUGGAGCCCACUGAGGAAGAAGCAUUCACGUGUAUGCUGAGAGGAUGGAUGUGCUGCUGGCCUGUGUGCCACAGUGACUGUGGCUGCCCGCAGGGACCAGCAAUAACCCAGGCACAUGCCCCGUGCCAGAGCUGGCAUGCAGAAACCCAACAAGCAUUGGUGGGAACAGGAACAGUGGCCACUUGAACCAACGGGUUGCUCUGCCCACAGUGGCAGAUUGCAGGACACAACCCUAAUUUAUUUAAAAACAUAAACCUAUUUCUGGAGGCUGCAGCGAUCCGCACUGCACAGGAUCCCCCACAAGCACAGCAUCACGGUGGCUGGGGAUGUUCCCUGCUAACUUACAUGGGUCCCUGUGUCUGCAGCCUGGCAGGGCUGUGUCUGCCUUCCCCAGAAGCACUGGGGUGCAGGCACAGGGUAGAGGUGGCCACAGGGCACCUUUGUGGCAGUCCUGGAGCCACAGCUGCUUUCGAGGAAAGCUGAGCCUCUGCCAAAUGACCUCCAGUUCUGUCCUUCCAGGUUUUACCGUGAUACAUCAAACAGGUCAGACAGGGCACAUCUCCAAGCAUUCAUUUUUGUCCUUCCGCCACAAGCUCUUGCUGGUUUUGUUUACAUAACAAAACCCAAAUAAUCCCAGAGAGUUUUCUUAUUUUCUUCUGCUGGCGGGGCCAGAGAUUAAAGUUCCAAUUUAAAUAAUCUAAUUCCAGAGAUAAUCCUUUUGCUCUCAUGUUCAGACCCCUACCAGGGAGCCUUCCAAGUAGCUCCAGACAUCGAGGCAGAGCGGGUCCCUCCAGGCACACAAGCCCCGUGUGGUCGGCCAGGAUCCAGCUCAGGCAGUGAGGCUGGUUCAUGUUGACUUCUCAAAUAUCUCUUCUCUGUUGCAGCCAUGAGGUCUGCUUCUGCCCCACACGUCUCCAUUGCUCUUUUUAGAUAUCCUGAAUCCUGAUCUCUUUUUUCCCCGCAGGAAAUGGCUAAUGCUCAAAUCACAUGCCCCAUAUGUGGAUCACCAGGGCUGCAGACCAGGUGGGACUAAUUCCCAUAUGGGAGUUAUUUCAGCACAGCUGCCAGGGGACAGGGAGAUCAAGGGACUGGGAAGGCAAUUCUGAGCCUUUCUCUUGUAGGUUACUGGUGUAAAUUCUGUCUGCAUUGAGGGACCGGGUGGUGCAAUGGAUUAGUAGCAGCAUACAGAGCCUUUGACAUCUGGGGUGCAAGCUGGCAUCCAGGCCAUUAGUGACUGCAGGUAACAAUUAUGGGGCAGCAGUGUGGGACAUCACGGGUGUGGGCCAACACAGCACACCCACCUUCCACUGCCAGUGGCCAUGGAGCAGAGCAAGUUCUCCUGCACCCAAACGAGCAGUGCCACGGCCCCAUCUCACUUGCUGCUUUGCUAAUCCCUCUUGCUUCAAGAUAGUUUGCUAAUUAUUGGGAAAUAAUCAUCCAGGCUAGUUACUGGAAAACGCUCUGACAGGAGGUGUUGCAAUGCUCAGUGCAUUGCCAGCUAGCGAGGCUGAGCCCUCAGAUGGAGGGGAAGCAGAGCAUGAAGGGAGAGUUGCUGGCACGUUGCAGCAAGACGUGCA